Messenger RNA from Achroia grisella, 1834 nucleotides. RefSeq names its product protein brown-like. Gene Ontology annotation, molecular function: ATP hydrolysis activity; ATP binding; ABC-type transporter activity. The transcript has 12 exons. Lineage: Eukaryota; Metazoa; Arthropoda; Insecta; Lepidoptera; Pyralidae. Gene Ontology annotation, cellular component: membrane. The record is from RefSeq and is a predicted model, not a curated record. Bases 65 to 1834 code for a protein of 589 amino acids.
GUUGAAUUAUAAUGUUUUAAUUUUUUAUUUUAAUUAUUUCAGAUUUUUUUUUCUGUGAAUUUUAAUGGCGCUAAUAAGGACAGUUCAAGAGAAAAAUUAUGAUGCGAUUAGAUUCGAUGGACUUACAGUUUGGACACCUGAAGAGAAAUCGUGGUGGAGGCGAAAACAGAAAAAACCUAAAUGUUUUAUAUUAAAUAAUGUUUCAGGAUGUAUAAAGAAUGGCGAAUUUGCGGCAGUCAUUGGACCGAGCGGUGCUGGGAAGACGACAUUUCUAGUAGCUUUAGGUGGGAAAUGCACCCUUCCAUCAAAGGGGAAGGUGACCGUUAAAGGCCGUAAUGUUACCGAGCUGCAGGGUGUGGUCGAAAUUGUCCCCCAGUUUGAAGUGUUCAUGAACAAUUUGAGCGUAAUGGAGCAUUUAAUCUUUAUGAUAGAAAUGAAACUGGGUAGCUCUAAGAACCCUUCGAAUAAAUUCAUUCUACAUUCAUUGAUGACGGAACUAAAACUGUAUGCUCAUAAAGAAACUUUAAUUCAAUCAUUGUCUGGUGGAGAGAGACGUGUUCUAUCCAUUGCUACGUCGUUGUUAUCUAAUCCGGAAAUAUUAAUUUGUGACGAGCCUACAACUGGCUUAGACAGCUAUAAUGCAACAUUAGUCAUUGAAAUGCUAAAAAAAAUGUCUAUGGCGGGGAAGAUCGUUAUAUGCUCUGUGCAUCAGCCGUCGAGCGACUUAUUUAAAGAGUUUAAUACAAUAUUAUUAAUGGCAGAAGGUCGAUUAUUAUUUCAUGGAUCCCACGAGGACUGUAAUGAGGUAUUUGCGAGUGUUAACCUCCAUUGCCCCGAGAAUUACAAUCCAGCGGAAUACUACAUCAAGACGGUGUCUAAUUUAAAUAAUUACCGUUAUGAAGAAAUCAUGGAAUCUUUCCGAGACCGGUCGAGUCGAAACGAUGAUCCAGAUCGUAUAUCUAAUGCAUUGACGCAUAUUUAUAAGAGGCGUUGGCUUAAACAAGUUUAUUUAUUGUUAUGGAGAUCUACGAUAACAUUAAAAAGAAGUAUACGUACCCAUAUUUUUCAACUGUUCAUUACUUUGAUGAUAUCCUCGAUGGUGAUAGGAACUUGCUUCGCUGGUGUAUCAGGAACUACUCCACGUGGCACUCAGGACAUUCAAGGAUUACUCUGGCUUCUGACAAGCGAGUUAUCAUUUAUCUUAGCGUACAGCACUCUAAACGUCUUCAAUACAGAGCUCGCGCUGUUUAAGAGAGAAGUUGGAAUGUAUGACUGUUCGGCGUACAUUGUCGCUACAUUUUUGUGUUUUAUACCCCGCUGCGUAAUAUGGCCAUUGACACUGGUCAUUCUGGCGACGACAACAGUGCAGCUACCUAAUCAUCUGAUCACAGUAUUAAAGUUCAUUAUAGCAUUAUUCUUCACAGGAUUGUCUUCUGUUGCUUUCGGUCUUGGAAUGGGAGCGUUCUUUAUUUCAACUGGGUUGAUGGAUGACGUCAUGGCAUCCGUAGAUUUGCCGUUGCUGCUAACGUCAGGAGUGUUCCUCCGGCUGACCUCCAUGCCAACUUGGUUGUAUCCAUUAAAAUACCUCUCUCAUUUCUAUUACGGGAUGGACGCAUUGAGUAAUAUAUAUUGGAGACAGAUAGAUUAUAUUGAUUGUCCGUCAAACUCAACUGACCCUUGUAUCAAAGAUGGCGUAUCGGCUUUAAUUUACAUGGGAUACUCUAAAAAUUAUAUAGUACAAGAUAUUUCGGGUCUAUUCUUGGUUCUAUCAAUAUGGAGUACAUUGGCAUAUUAUGGAUUGAAACGAGAAGAAAAUAAAGGAUACGCGUAUUAA